Messenger RNA from Helobdella robusta, 1677 nucleotides. RefSeq lists its product as hypothetical. The transcript has 4 exons. The coding region runs from base 1 to 1677 and encodes 558 amino acids. Lineage: Eukaryota; Metazoa; Annelida; Clitellata; Rhynchobdellida; Glossiphoniidae. The record is from RefSeq and is a predicted model, not a curated record.
AUGGGCCUAGCAUUCAGCAACCUAAGGGAGUCCAUGUGCUCGAAGAAGAAAUAUGGCGAUGAUGGCGACAGUGACGAUGGCGAUGAUGAGAAUAAACGAAAUAAUAAUAAUGAUAAUAAUAAUAAUACCAAUGACAACGAUGAUGGAACAAAUUGCUCGUCAUGGUUGAAAAAUAGACUUAAUUUCAACAACAACAACAACAACAUCAAUAACAAUAAUAAUAAUAAUAAUAAUAAUAAUAAUAAUAAUAAUAAUAAUAAUAAUAAUAUUGUCAACAACAACGAUAAUAAAAAUAAUUAUUUUGAGGCAAACGCUAACUUCAACGGUGACGUAUCGAUCGAUUUGGAUGACGAUUACGAUGACGUAACGAAUAAUAGAACAAUAACAAUAAUAAAUAAUAAUAUCAACAACAACAAUAAUAAUAACAACAACAACAAUCAACCGUCGUCAACAUCAACAACGACAACAGCAAUCCCAUCAAAAGCUUCGCUAGAAAAUUGCUCCAACAUCAGCGAGGAGUUCAACAGUACCGCAGACAAUAAUAUCUCUAACGAUUAUAAAUCUCACCUUAAGGAUGACCUACACGACGUUGGGUCAGAGUUUGAAGGUCACAGAGGUCAGGCUAAAAAUAGAGAUGACCCUUGUAGUGGCUCGUCGAACAAUGCCGAAAAAUUGGAGAUUGUGGUAACGGAUGAGAAGGUAGAUUGUGGAGAGGAUGACGUUGUUGUUGGGAAGAAAGAAGAUGAGGAUGUUGGGAUAGGUCAGUUAGGCAACAAACAGGCAGAAGCAAACAAACAAAACCAACAACAGUUUGUACAAAAACAACAAUUACAACAACAACAACAAACUCAACAACAACAGCAACAACAAACUCAACAACAACAACAACCUCAACACCGCAGGCUAUCUCUGAACUACUUCAACUCUUUCAAAAACAAACUCUUCAGAAAACUAUCGGCCACAUCAACGCCAACAUCGACUGCAGCAGCAGCAGCAGUUACGACGUCAACGACAAUAACCACAUACUGCAACAGUGCUGCAACAACAACGAAUUACAUCAAAGACAGCAAAAACUUUGUGGUGUACGUUUCCAAAAACAACACAUGCACCGCCAUCACUUCGGUUAACGCCACACCAUCUUCAGCCACACCGAACAACCAAUACCACCACCAACAACAACAAAAUAAAAAAACAAAACAACAUUACUUUUCGACCGAUUCAGCAGCAGCAGCUGAAGCGACCACAAAACUCGCAAAAACAAAACGCCCGAGCUUGAGACAACGACUAUUUAAAACUCACGCCGAGACAAAACUAACAAAAAUCAUCAGACAGCAAGACAUUCAGCAACGAAACUUACAGCAAGCUACAUCUUCAGCAGUGACAUCAAUAUCGAAUGUCAAAUCACAGCAACAACAUCAACAACAACGUCAACAUAAGCAUCAUAAUCGUCGUUGUGAGUUUUGUUUGGAAACGAACUGCGAUGGUGCUUGUGAAAGCAGAAGCGCGUCAAAGAAUAAGAAAGCUUCAAUCUUCUUCCAAUUAGUGAACAUCCGUCUAGAAAAUUUGCAUCUUGUAAACUUCAAAAUGCCACAAACCCGCACAAGAAUAUUCGCUGCUGACAUAGUAUGUCUUUUAAAUUGCAUCAAACCAAAAGAAAGAGAAAAAGAGAAAGAGUGA